Molecule: messenger RNA, 1450 nt
Organism: Cucurbita moschata (crookneck pumpkin)
Lineage: Eukaryota; Viridiplantae; Streptophyta; Magnoliopsida; Cucurbitales; Cucurbitaceae
Product: protein STRICTOSIDINE SYNTHASE-LIKE 13
Exons: 4
Coding region: 42-1289 (415 amino acids)
Biological process (GO): biosynthetic process
Molecular function (GO): strictosidine synthase activity
Source: RefSeq, a predicted model, not a curated record
CUCUCUCUCUCUCCUCUUUCUCUCUCUACACUUAGUUUCAGAUGGAGAAGAAAAGAGCAGUAAAGGAAGAGUCUUUCCUUCAGCACCCUGUCCUUUUUCUCCUUGUUCUGGGCUUGGGCUUUAUACUAGUCGACCCAUUUAAAAUGGGCCCAGUUGGAGGCCACGAUUUCAGGCCCGUCAAGCAUGAUAUUGCACCUUACAGCCAGGUAAUGGGCCAUUGGCCCAAGGACAAUCAGAGCCGUUUGGGCCUUGGAAAUUUGGAAUUCGAAGAUCAGGUUUUUGGGCCUGAAUCCUUGGAGUUUGAUGCUUUGGGCCGUGGGCCUUACACUGGGCUUGCUGAUGGCCGCAUUGUUAGAUGGAUGGGUGAGGAAGUUGGAUGGGAGACUUUUGCAAUUGUCACAACAAAAUGGUCAGAGAAGGAAUGUGCACAAGGGGUUGAUUCAACCACAGCCAAACAAUGGAAGAAUGAGAAGAAAUGUGGAAGGCCACUUGGCCUAAGAUUUGAGAAACAAACAGGGAAUUUGUACAUUGCUGAUGCAUAUUAUGGGCUUCUUAUGGUUGGCCCUCAAGGGGGCAUUGCCACUCCCUUGGCUACCCAUGUUGAUGGCACUCCCAUUCUCUUUGCCAAUGAUCUUGAUAUCCAUAACAAUGGCUCCAUCUUCUUCACCGACACGAGCAAGAGAUAUAAUCGAGUUGAUCAUUUCUUCAUCUUGUUGGAAGGAGAAGCUUCGGGUAGGCUUUUGAGAUAUGAUCCUCCUACUAAAACAACUCAUGUCGUGUUGAAUGGCUUGGCCUUUCCGAAUGGUGUGCAAUUGUCUAAAGAUCAUAGCUUCCUUCUUUAUACUGAAACUACUAAUUGCAGAUUAAUGAAGGUGUGGCUAGGGGGAUCAAGAAAUGGAAAAGUAGAGGUAGUAGCAAAUCUUCCAGGGUUUCCAGACAACGUAAGAAGAAACGAAAGAAACGAGUAUUGGGUAGCCAUAGAUUGCUGUAGAACAAAAGCACAAGAGAUACUGACACACAAUCCAUGGAUAAGGAGUAUCUAUUUCAGGCUGCCAUUGAGAAUGAGCUUGCUGGCCAGGCUUAUGGGCAUGAAAAUGUACACUGUCAUCUCUCUUUUUAGUGAACAUGGAGAGCUUUUAGAUGUUCUUGAGGAUCAAAAGGGUGAAGUUAUGAAGCUGAUGAGUGAAGUUAGAGAAGUUCAUGGGAAGCUUUGGAUUGGAACUGUGGCUCAUAACCAUAUUGCUACCUUGACUUACCCUUUACAAAUUAACAACCACCACAAUGCUUAAUUUUAUUUCUCUUUUGUUUGGUGUUGUGAAACGUUCACGAACGUAUAAGAUCGUUAUGAGGUUGAAUGAUUGUUUAAUUAUAUAUGCGUGAGUGAAAUGACUGACCUGUUUUCAUCUUAAGAUUUUAGAUCGGAAAUUGAAAUCAUGAAUUGACACUGUUU